This is a messenger RNA of Pecten maximus, 1470 nucleotides long. RefSeq lists its product as uncharacterized. Bases 1066 to 1470 code for a protein of 134 amino acids. The transcript is spliced from 6 exons. Lineage: Eukaryota; Metazoa; Mollusca; Bivalvia; Pectinida; Pectinidae. The record is from RefSeq and is a predicted model, not a curated record.
UCUUAGAGUCGUAUAGAACAACACUUUGCUAAAGAUUGAAGCGACAAUGAUUACGUAUAAAACAGAAUUUUAUAUUCUAAAUGACUCCUUGAACACAUGAACAGAUAAGUAUUUAUAGUCCUUAACAAUAAGGUAUGGUCGGACCACCACAGGUGAAUACCAGAUCGCAAAUUGGAGAAGGUAAGACUAACUUGUGAUACAAACAAGAUGCAUUUACAUUGAUAGUGAUCCACACCAGGUGUGCCAUACCUUUUGUGAUUAUUUCUAUUCAUGUAUGACAAAUCUGUCAUUCUUUAUCCAAUUAUUGUUUGGUAGUCAUAAACCGGUCAAUGGUCACUGGAAUUAUUGUAUUUGCGGGGAUAGUGUAACUAAUAUAACAAAUUAUGGUUAACAAGGGCCCAAAUUAUAGCAGAUAUUUUCAUAACACUUAAAGUAUGGGUCAGCCAAGACCUUAACUGGAGUUAAUGAUGUCAGUCUGAGAUUGUUGGGACCCAUUUAUCACCAAUAUUAACACACUAUCCCUAUUUUGAUAAAACAGUCACCAAAUAUCCACAUUUUACUGGAUUUGUCCUUAACCUUUUCAUCACUUAACUUACACAGGUCAUGCAUUUAACCUUACUUAUCAUCAAACAUUUACAAACACCGAACCUCCUCAUAGCAGAGAAUACUACAAACCUAACAAAUAGCGCAGUUGUCCUUUAUCUCAACACUCUUUUUAAAACCUUGUCGUCACUUGACGCCAUGUAUAAGUCUCAAGUAGAAGAUGAUCCUAGACGCCCUGUAUCAGGUGUUCUACACAAUACUGCAUUCUAAUCACACACAUCGUUACAGAUACUGACACAGUGAAAUGCAUAUCAAAAGCUGUACACGAUAAUGCCGCACCGUAAUCUUUCUAAACGUGUACAGUGUGAGAUUGUGUGUACACAAGUUGUUAUUAUAGGUAUAACAUAUAACGUUGACCGACAUCCAUAGAUAUAUAUUGUAUUAUAGGAUAUUAUAGAACAAAUUGAUAUGAAAUAAUUGGAUUUAUAUCCUUUUUACAGAUCAAUACUCCAAACACCCGACAUGGCAGCAUUAACUGGAGCGUACAACUUCUCAAAGGAAGGGUUUAGGUUGACAGACGAUAUGAAAAAGAACUUCGAUGACAAUGGAUACAUCAUAGUCAGGGGUUUGUUUGAUAACAAGGAAAUGACAAAUCUACGUAAAGUCUUUGAGGAAACGGAUAUGAUCGCAAACCAUGGUUUGAAAGUUGGUGAUGGGUCAGACAAGAAAACUAAAAUUGUAGUCUGGACUAAUCCUGGAAGUGACGUAUCUGGAGUGAUGGCGCGAUGUGAUAAAGUCGUCAAUACUUGUGAAAAACUACUGGAUAGAGGUGAAGUAUACCACUACCACGGUAAAUUACUGUACAAGGACGCAUUCACUGGUGGAGCUCACUUGUGGCAUCAGGACUAUGCGUGUCAUAUCCAUUGA